GGCUGUAUUUCUACUUUGUGAUUAGCUGUUGAACAAUGGCUGGAAGUUUGUGUUUGGUUCAGAUUUUGGCAGUUUGUGCCGUCUGUCAUGCUGUUCCAAAGUGGAGUAAUCUGCUCCAGAACCCUCAAACUCUGAUGAUCCAGCAAACUGACCAGCGGUUUCAGCAGCCAGUUCAACAACAAACUAACCAGCAGUUUCCUCAGCAGUUUCAGCUUCAGAAGCCAGUGGCGCAGACAGAGCUCCUUGAUAAAUGUGCUGUAGCUGAUUAUGAGCAGAUCCAAUGUGGACAACCUGGGAUCAGUAGUGCUGAGUGUGAAACUAUCAACUGCUGCUUUGAAAGACAGCAGUGUUACUAUGGGAGGGCAGUGACCCUCCAGUGUAUUAGAGAUGGUCAGUUUGUGGUAGUGGUGUCU
Messenger RNA from Sinocyclocheilus grahami, 413 nucleotides. Its product is annotated as zona pellucida sperm-binding protein 4-like. The record is from RefSeq and is a predicted model, not a curated record. Gene Ontology annotation, cellular component: egg coat. Lineage: Eukaryota; Metazoa; Chordata; Actinopteri; Cypriniformes; Cyprinidae. Gene Ontology annotation, molecular function: acrosin binding; structural constituent of egg coat. Gene Ontology annotation, biological process: binding of sperm to zona pellucida; prevention of polyspermy. The annotation marks the transcript as partial. The transcript is spliced from 2 exons.